Apis florea (little honeybee) is the source of this 584-nucleotide messenger RNA. It is a transcript of the gene MBD-like, whose product is annotated as methyl-CpG-binding domain protein 2. Gene Ontology annotation, biological process: DNA methylation-dependent constitutive heterochromatin formation; negative regulation of transcription by RNA polymerase II. Gene Ontology annotation, cellular component: nucleus. Gene Ontology annotation, molecular function: methyl-CpG binding. NCBI's taxonomy places the organism in Eukaryota, Metazoa, Arthropoda, Insecta, Hymenoptera, Apidae. The record is from RefSeq and is a predicted model, not a curated record.
GUAGAUAAUUAUUCGAACUGAUACUGCACUAACCUACUCGAAUUUAGCGGAACGCAUCAAUAUGACCACUGGUAGUUGGCUUGUGUUCCCGGUCGUUAAUUAUUUAAAUAGUUUCAAAGUACGUGCGAAUAUAUUGAAAUAAACACUUCUGCAAAAUGAAUAUGUCAGUGGAAAAAAAAUAUCCAUCGGCACUGCCAACAAAUUGGCCGUCCAGAGAAGAGGCUUCGAGAAAAAGCCAAAAUCAAUUGUCAUCUACUGGAAAAGUUGACGUUUAUUAUUACAGUCGCGGAGUCAGAAAUGAUGCAUCGUUAGUACCACCGAUAAGACAAACAGCAUCUAUAUUUAAACAACCAGUAACUAUUUAUAAGACGCAGGAAGGAAAAGUAAAAGAUAUUAAACAUGGAAAUCAAGAAAAACCCAAACAAGAAGGAGCCGAUAAAAUUGAUGGCAAAUAUGGCUCCCAAGAUAAGCCUAAACAGGUAAUAUAUUGUUCGAUGUGCUUGUGGAAUCAAUAAUUAUUGUAUGUUUCUUUCUAUCAUUUGAAUACAUUUGAAUAUAUUUAUAAAUAGACAUUCAUAAUUAUC